CCAAGGGAGGCUACUCUAAUCUGCAACACGAAGGUCAAGGUCGUAAGAAGACACGGCGAUGAAUGUUCUGGCACAAUGCAACAACAACCGCCCCCAUAUGCCUAUAACCCUCAGCCGAUGCCGCCCCCACAGCCCUACCCGCCACUACCACAGCACUACCCGCCGGGUUAUGUACAGCCCCAUCCGAUGUAUGCACCACCGAUGCAGCAGCUGCAACAACAACAACAGACGUCAGUGUUUGUCGUCAACGCUGGGGCCCCCGCCCCUACCACGACCAUCAUCAGAGAGAGAAGCCAUGUGAAUCAUGUCCUGCACUGCAUCAUCACGUUUUUCUUUUUCCCGUGGGUCAUUGUGUGGAUUAUCCUGUGCAUUGCAGACAGUUAGAUGGGGACGUGGAUUGCACAGGCGCUACAAGACGUUGCAGGAUUUCCUUCAUGAUUAUUUAUUUUUCAAUGGUGAUCCGAUUUUAUUCGCAAAAAGCAGAUCAAACGUGUGCUUUAUGUUCAUUGUUGACAAAUCCCAUGCUGGUAUGUAUAUUUAUAUUCCUGAAAUAUAGGUACCCGAAUGUCUAGUUUGGAAAGAAUUUCAAUAACUUUUAAACAAAUAAAGAACCAUUUAAUUUGUUAUUUUUUUACAAGGUACAUUAUUUGUUAUUAAAACUGUAAUAAUAA
Molecule: messenger RNA, 671 nt
Organism: Haliotis rufescens (red abalone)
Lineage: Eukaryota; Metazoa; Mollusca; Gastropoda; Lepetellida; Haliotidae
Product: protein SPEC3-like
Exons: 6
Coding region: 76-384 (102 amino acids)
Source: RefSeq, a predicted model, not a curated record